Messenger RNA from Trichoderma breve, 1074 nucleotides. RefSeq names its product transaldolase/Fructose-6-phosphate aldolase domain-containing protein. Bases 1 to 1074 code for a protein of 357 amino acids. Gene Ontology annotation, cellular component: intracellular anatomical structure. The transcript has 6 exons. The record is from RefSeq and is a predicted model, not a curated record. Gene Ontology annotation, biological process: carbohydrate metabolic process; pentose-phosphate shunt, non-oxidative branch. Gene Ontology annotation, molecular function: transaldolase activity. NCBI's taxonomy places the organism in Eukaryota, Fungi, Ascomycota, Sordariomycetes, Hypocreales, Hypocreaceae.
AUGGCUCGCUCCAUGCUCCAUCGCCUCGAAGACCUUUGCAACGUCGACGUCGACAGCGCUGAUACGGAGCUCAUCAAGAGCAUCCCAUUUACACCACACAACCAAACAUCCAAUCAAGCCAUCAUCACAAACGAGCUCCUGGCUGAUGAAGCUCUCCUGAAAGAUCUUGUUAGGCAAUACGGCUCUCAGGGGUGGGAGCGAGUCUAUGACCAAGCUGCCGUCGCCCUCACAGCCCGCAACAUCCCCCUCCUCUCCGGCCGCGUCCUCAUCCAAACCUCCCUCCGCCACAUCUCAUCCUCCUCUGCCACAAUCGCCCACGCCCGCACCCUCGCAUCUCUCUACGAACAGGCCGGUGUCUCCCGCGACCGUUUCGCCAUCAAGAUCCCCUUUUCCGGCCCCGCUGCCGCCGCCGCACAGGUGCUCAACAAGGAGGGCAUCCGGACGCUUGCCACCAGCGUCUUUUCGCUCGAGCAGGGGAUUGCGGCUAGUCAGAGCGGGUGUCUCUUUAUUAGCCCUUAUUACAAUGAAAUCGCAGCACAUCUGGACUCUUCUCUGCGUCUCGCUUUCGAAGAUCCCGCUUUAGAGCAUCCCAUGUCCCCUCGUGUAAUCCACAUCCUCGAGGCAUUCGCCAAACAAUAUCGAGAAACAGGCAAAGAACAACCCAUCAUGAUCAUUGCAAGCCACUUCACCCCGGCGGAAAUCAUGGCCAUGGCCGAGCUCGGCUGCCCACACGUCACCAUCUCGCCGCACCUCAUCCGAACUCUCCUCGAAACCCCUGACAAACUGCCUCCCCUCACCACCAAGAAGCCCAAGGCUGGCUAUGCCGAGUUCGCCACGGUGCAGCGACUCACAAAACUGUCCACCAUGGACCCCUUUGCUCGUCCGGACUGGGACGGCAAGCUGGCGAAUAUGCGGACCGAUUACGUUGCCAACGACGGCGAGAAGCUCGAUGAGGCCAUCAGGAACGAUCCCAUCGCGGCGAAUAGGUUGAAGGAUGUCGAGAUAUUCUUCAUCGACAUGGAGAACAAGGCGAAAGAGGCCAUUGAGAAGGAGAUUGCUGCACAGGGUUUGUAA